Molecule: messenger RNA, 3092 nt
Organism: Symbiodinium necroappetens
Lineage: Eukaryota; Dinophyceae; Suessiales; Symbiodiniaceae
Source: the annotation of a GenBank genome assembly
GGGCAGCCAACAAUCCGUGCCUUGGAUUCAGAUGAGGCUACAGCUUGGUUGAGGAUGUUGUUUGGUCAGACGAAAGUCUGUGGUGACACAUCGUCGAAAUCCUUGAAAGCCACCGUCAUCUCGUGGGCGGCCAAGAGAGGGGUAGAGCCCCUGUCUUUGCAGAGGCUCGGCUACCAUGCAUCAGGUGGGAUGGACAUAGUGUACAGUCGGGAUGCCCAGGCCCCACUCGUGAUGUUAGUUGAGCGUUUGCUGAGAGAGGUCGCGGAAGGAUCGUUCAGGCCAGAUGAUACCAGGAGCGGCCGCAUUGUUGCUGCAGGUGCCGUGCCCCUUGUGCAGCCGGUUCAACCGGUGGGCUCGGAGCUGGUUGAGAGUCUAACUACCUCCUCAGGUGUUGCCUCCCAGGCUCGGUUACCUUGCAAGGAAGAGCAGAUGCCAGGCUCGAAGAGUGAUACAGAGGCGCUGCAAGUUGACAGUGACUCCGAAGGAUUUGCUUCCGAGGGUGAGUCGAUGGAAUCCUCGGACGAAGAUGAAGGCCAGCCGAUUGCGCUGGUGGCCCAGGGCCACCUUGUGCCACCAGGCUUUGAUGUUUGGAGGCACCACUCUUCGGGUGUAGCUCAUCUUGCGCCGAGGGUGCAUUUCAAGAACUUGUUUGCUUGCGGGCGGAAAGUAGGCUCCAAGCAUUUUAAGUCUGCAGCCGCGUCAUUAGGUGACGUCGACUCAUGGGACGGAGAUCCUAUUCCCGUGCGACAAUUCAGGAGGUUUGGCUCGUCGUUCGGCAAAGCAUACCUAGUGAUCAUUUGGACGUGCGUUUGCACCAUGGCGUUGAUCACAUCGGAAGCUGCCUUUUUGCAAAGAUGCACCGAGGUGUCUCCAGAUGGUUCGUUGCACGCGGCAUUGCUCGGCCAGGGCAUUAAGAACUUCCGACAACUAGCCUUUUCGAUAGGAACACCUCGUGUGGAGCCGUCGGCUGCUCAGUAUCUCGAAUUGGCGACCCAGAUUUUUGGCGCAAGCCCUUCGUUGGGAAACGUGGCAAUGUUGCGUGACUUACAUUUUGAAUCAACGACCUACGUGAUACAGGUGUUCAAAGAGCAAGCCACAUCGGAAGGCACAGACACGCAGGUGAAGAGAUUGCCCAUGCCAGAGCGCGCGGCGAGGGCAGCAGAGCAGCAACAUCGUUUGUGCGGUGUGUCGAUUUCAGGGGAGCUGCAGCCUUCUUACAGCCUCAUCGACAAAUGCAAUACCAUGUAUGAAUCAGGAGCCCUCGUUUGGCUAGCACCUUCCGUUUGCAGCAAGAGGGAUGCCGAGGUGUCCCUAGGUGUCAACGAGAAAUCUUCUGUUGUUCACUUGGAAAAGGAUUCGCUGAAGCUCGCGGCCCCCGCGCAGAAGAUUCCAGUUGACCUAUCGAGUCCGCUGUGCCUGCAGUGGGCGUGGCAGAGAAGAGGCAUUGCCUUGGAUCAGUGCAGUCUGCUCACAUGGAAAGUUCAUGAAGCAUAUGUUCAUCGUUUGUUGAACUUUUUGACUGCGCCUGUCCCAGCGGGGUGGACGCAAGUGAAGCCUGAGCAGCUUAUUCGUGCUGAUAAGGAGGUUUGGACUUUGUUGGCCAGGGAGGUUCCUCCUCCCUACAAGACGCUAGCUGACGGCACUAAACCUUUGGAUCAACCUUUCAAGGCGAUGGCUUUCGAUCAACGCAUCCAGGUGUGGCUGUCCCCAGUUCUGAAUACUGGGGGAACGACUGGGGGCUCAGGCUCCUCGGCCGAUGCGGCCAUGCCCGAGAUUCCGCCUCAUGUGCCGAGGCCACCCAGGAAGCCGAAACUCCGAAAGAAAGCCAGCAAGCUGAUGCCAGAUGCUUUUAAGAAGUGUCCUCGUUUCGCCAAGGGCCCAACAUGUUGGGCAUUCAAUGGCGAGGGCUGCUCAGCAGAGACUAAGGUCGUGGAUGGUUUGCCCCGUUGUGCCAAAGGUCUCUCGUCAGUGGAUCCGGGCCCCGAGCCUGCGCCUACUGACCCAGCGACCGUUGCAGGAUCUCUUGAUGCCUCUUUGACGAAGAGGUGCGACAUCCUUGAGUUAUUUGAUGCCCUGCCCAAGUCGCCUUCUCCUCGACAGUCUGAAGGUCUUGCGCUUGGAACUGGGGCCUCAGUGGUUGUCGGCCACGAGGCACAAGCAUUGUACCUUGCCAUGGACUGGGCGAAGGAGCUGGAGGCCCGUGAAACCGAGCUGCAUCAGUCUCUCCCGGAGCAUGUCAGAAAAAUUUUGAAGGGGAAGCGGCUGCUUCUCUGGAAAGAGAUGAUUGAAGAGUAUGACCUUCCGGAUAAAGGCUUGAUUGAUGACAUGAUGGCAGGUUUUCCCCUUUGCGGUUGGCUGCCAAAGAGCUCUGCAUUUCCUUCUCAGGUCCGCAGGCCAGAGUUUUCUGUUGACACGUUGAAGCACCUUGCCGAUGGUCUGAACAAGGCCACUCGCGAAAAGAUGGCUCAACGACAGAGCCCAGAGCUUGAGCAGGCAACGUGGAACGAAACUCUGGCUGAGUUGCAGAGCGAAUGGAUUUGGCAGGCACCUGACGACGAAGAGGGUGUAAAAGUCUACGCUAGAAGAUUCGGAUUGGAUCAACACGGCAAGAUCCGAGUGAUAGAUGACUGCAGUUGCUGUGGCUUGAAUGCCACGGUAGGAGUGGUCGAGAGGUUCGUCGCGCACGCCAUCGACAGAAUGGCGUCAAUGCUUGCCUAUGCCUUGCAGGUUUCCAAGGAUGCCAGCACGUCGUUGUGUGGACGAACGUACGACCUAAAGUCGGCUUAUAAGCAGUUUCCUGUUUCUUGCAAAGACAGAGAUUUGCUUCGCAUGUGGGUCAACUGCCCGCACCGCGACUCUCCGGUGUCAGUAGGGGUGAACUCUCUCCCGUUCGGAGCUAUAGGUCGGAUGAACUUCUUCGAAGGCUUUUGCUUCGGACGUGGGCCAAACCAGGCCAUGAGUAGCACCUGGUUCUUGUUCACGGAUGGCGCUUUUGAGAGCGGCUCAGGCAGUGUGGGAGCCAUCCUGUACAAUGACGUAGGCUGUGCUGUGGGAGCUUUUGGCUCCGCCGUUCCCCAGACUCUCUUGAAUAG